Messenger RNA from Chondrus crispus (carragheen), 2844 nucleotides. RefSeq lists its product as hypothetical. The record is from RefSeq and is a predicted model, not a curated record. The transcript is spliced from 2 exons. NCBI's taxonomy places the organism in Eukaryota, Rhodophyta, Florideophyceae, Gigartinales, Gigartinaceae. Bases 1 to 2373 code for a protein of 790 amino acids.
AUGGCCGUCCUCGUCGAGGCGGGGAAGGCCGACUUGGGCACCGCCGUCGCGGACAAGUGCGGCGCGGAGGAGAGGCUGCGACUGGCGGAGGCGGAGGUAGAGCGCGUGGCGGAGCGCGGGAGGAAAUUGAAGGAGGCUUUGGAAACCCGCGUGCGCGAGCUGGAGAGAGAGCUUGAGGCGGAGAGGGAGGAGCGCCCGGAGUCUCACUCGCCGCCGAACCGGCAGAUGCCUGCGGACUCAGAGGCGGGCGCGCUGCGGGGGGAGUUGCAUGCCGCCGCCGAGCGGAUUACGCAGCUUGAGAGUGUAUGCAAGCAGCUUGAGCGCGAGAAAGAUACCCUUGCCGCGGGGGCUGUGGCAGCGAGCGAAGCGGAAAGUGCGGGGAGUCAGAAAGAAAGCACGCUACGGGAGAGUGGGCCCGGUGCGCAUUCACUCGUCCAAGUCGACAAGGAUGUCUUUGAAAAACAAAAAGCAGACUUGUCCCGCCUGCAGGAUACUGUCGCGCGUCUGGAAUCAGAGCUGCAUUCUGCGAAGGCCGCGAACGUCGCUGGUGAUGAGCUCGCUCAGAAGUCGAAAAGCGAGCUCGCUGAGACAUCGAAAAGGCUGUCAAGUGCUCAAGAAGAGCUCAAGGCCGUGCAAGAGAAUCACACAAAAACAGUUGAAGAUUUGAAGAACCGUAAAGCAGAGGCGGAGAAGAAGCUUGCGAACGCCGAACGGGAGGUCGCCAGGUUUAAAUCAGAUCUUGGGAAGAGCGAGGAAGCAUUGCAACAAGAACGCCACAACGUCCUUCAGGUUAAGCAGAAAGCUUCCGAGGUCGGCUCCACUGUCGAUGACAACAAGAAAAUCUUGGAGGCCAAGGUAGGAGAGUUGGAGCGGAUUAUAGCGUCAAAGCAGGCAGAUAUUGUGCGAGUGAGAGACAAGGCCAAGUCGUACUUGAGGGAUAUCAACGCAGAGAAACGCGACAUGGAGGAGAGGAUGCGACGCGAGGCGGAGAGCUUGCGCUCGCAACUCGUAGAGGAACAAAACAAGUUGAAGGAAGAGGAACAGCGAGCUGAAAGCCUGUCCACAGAACUCGACAAUUGUCUCGCGCUUAUCAGAGAAAAGCAGAAGAGUUUACAAGUGCUGAAAAUGACAAUAACAACUGAAAAACGGAGCGCGGAAGAGGCACGACGAGAGAUAGAGUCCUUGCGUGCUGAGUUUGGUGCAUACAAAGGGAGAGCGCGUAUCGCACUGCAAGAAAAGGAGACGUCUGCUGAUGCAUCAGAGGCUGCAAUAGACUCGGCGACAUCUACGCUUCGAACCGAAGUGGAGCUACUGCGGAAGGACAACGUUUCCCUCGGCAAGCAAAUCGCAACUUUGAAGCAAGCUGAUUCUCAGAUGAAUGCCCUCCUAGAUAGAGCACAGAAAGCGGAAGCGGCAGUUGAUCUGCUGCGAAAAGAUGCGACAGGGGUAUCGACGACAACAUACAGACAGAUUGAUGCGCUUCAGGAGAAGAUUGCAUCUCUCGAGACGGAGCUGACAGCUGCCCGGGCAUCCACUGAAGAUGCUGAAGCGCGACAAGAAACCACGAUGAUGCGCCUGGAAGCUGCGGAGAGGGCCCUACGCGGAGCUGAGCUCCGAGCAGAGGAGGCCGGAAAAUUGUCGGUUAAAUCAAUCAAGUCAAUGAACAAACAAAUCGAAUCACUCAAGAGCGCGUUGAGUCGUGCGGAGCUGUCGUCCGCUGCGGCUCAUCGGACUGCUGCAGUAGCUGCUAAAGCCCUUGGUCCUGCACCAUCCCAAGAGGACGAAACUGUUUCUAGCUCGGGGAGCCGUGCGCGAAACCAUAUGUCUCCUCAACAACAAGAUAGCAUUGCUAGUGACAGAUCAUCGUAUGCGAGCCUAAGCCCUAGAACGAUGCAUAUGGGUCGCUCAUCACUCGCUGUUGCGAUGGAGAAGCAUACGGGCCUUUUUGGUGUGGAUAGUAAUGAGAUUGUUGAUGAGGCGAGCUUGGAAGCACGAGAUAGGCAGAUUGCAGUCUUGAACUCGCAACUUGCGGAGCUUGGAGCUCUUCUGGAUGAUGCUCAACAAGAGGGUGCCCUAAAGAGCGAGCAAACAGACGUCUUGAAAGCAGAAGUCAAGAAUUUGGAUGCAAGGCUAGCUGCUGCGGAGAAGCUUCAAAAUGGCGCACCCUUCAGCUACCUGCGAACCAUUGUGGUGCGAUAUUUGGAAACUGAUGAUCCAACUCUACUGCCGGUUGUUUCGAAUGUUUUGAGUUUCACAAAAGAAGAAGAAGCACGCAUCAAGGGUCGAAGGGGAUCGGCAAUGCCCUCUUCCACUCUAUCCGCAAACUCACAAAAGUCUAGAUAUUUUUCGCUCCCAUUCUUUGCCCCGCGGUGACGACGUAGGAUGUAUACACUAGAUCCAUCAGCGAGGUCCAAUGAAUGUUCACGCAGUUGUAAAAAUAUUAACAGGAAUGGGCCCAUUGCUGGUAAGACAGUCUUCUAGUCUUCAAGGUCAACCACGUUCAGUAACACACGUUUCCUGCACACAUGGAUAAGCUUAUUUGUUUUCGUGCGCAAGCGCAUAUAAAAGCUACCAAAAAGGAAAACAAAGGACGAUUGCAAGAUUAAAAAAUAACCAGUGUGGGACUGCUAAAUUUCGUAUUUACUAGCUGAGUCCUCAUGGACUGAAGAUAUUACAAGAAUUCGUCAAGGCUCAAAGGUGUCAAGUCGAACGCUACAUUGGGAGUUACGCUUACAUCUUCUGUACAGUACACUGUUGCGAUAGAACGAAGCCUUGAUGCAUAGACAUGUGAAAAUGCUUUGAUCGUCUAGACUACAAGCGUUUUGAGAUAAAAUGUCACUUAAA